Molecule: messenger RNA, 3260 nt
Organism: Halteromyces radiatus
Lineage: Eukaryota; Fungi; Mucoromycota; Mucoromycetes; Mucorales; Cunninghamellaceae
Product: oxoglutarate dehydrogenase, E1 component
Exons: 5
Coding region: 61-3123 (1020 amino acids)
Biological process (GO): tricarboxylic acid cycle
Cellular component (GO): oxoglutarate dehydrogenase complex; mitochondrion
Molecular function (GO): thiamine pyrophosphate binding; oxoglutarate dehydrogenase (succinyl-transferring) activity
Source: RefSeq, a predicted model, not a curated record
GUAAUUUUCUUUUCUUUUCUUUUUAUUCUCUCUUUUUUUUCCAUUAUUCCAUCUUUCUUCAUGUAUAGAUUAUCUACCCUCUCAAGAACUGGCCAUGGACCUUUUUACUUGAAUGGCUUAUUACGACAGUCAUCUAUACAAUUCACACGAUAUUUAUCUUCAAGUAGGAAUGAUUUUAAUGAAUCAAAUAGUUACGUGGAUGCCAUGUAUGAAGCUUGGUUACAAGAUGCCAAAUCAGUAGACAAGUCGUGGCAAACUUAUUUUGAAAAAGUAUCUCCCAGUAAAGGUGGUUUUGGUGCUCGUCCUCACCAUCCUGAUACCUUAACUUAUUUUCCUUCCAGUUCAGCUCGUCUUCCUGUUUUACCUGGUGAACAAAUAGCUGGUCAAGAUCCUCAAUCAAAAAAGGUGGCUGAUCAUAUGAGAAUUCAACUCCUUAGUCGCGCUUAUCAAGUUCGUGGUCAUCAUAUUGCCAAACUGGAUCCUUUGGGUAUACAAUUUGCUGAUCGUGAGCAUACGUCACCUCCUGAAUUGCAACAUACGUAUUAUGGUUUCACUGACAAGGAUUUAGAUCGUGAAUUCACUAUUGGUCCUGGUAUCCUUCCAACUUAUCAUCGACAAGCAACAACUAUGACUUUGCGAAAGAUCAUUGAACAGUUACAACGUAUUUAUUGUGGCUCGAUUGGUAUUGAAUAUGUUCAUAUUCCUGAUCGUGAUCAAUGUGAAUGGAUUCGAAGUCGUGUUGAAAAUCCUGUGCCAUACAAAUAUUCUGUAGAUGAAAAAAGGAUGAUUCUCGAUCGAUUGAUUUGGUCUGAUAGCUUUGAACGAUUUGUUGCUUCUAAAUAUCCAUCUGAAAAACGAUUUGGUCUAGAAGGUGGUGAAUCUCUGAUUCCUGGUAUGAAGGCUUUGAUUGAUCGAUCUGUUGAUCUUGGUGUGGAAUCUAUUGUGAUUGGAAUGCCUCAUCGUGGUAGACUAAAUGUUCUUAGCAAUGUUGUACGAAAACCGAACGAAUCAAUAUUCUGUGAAUUUAGUGGAUCAAAUGAACCGUCAGUAGAAGGAUCAGGUGAUGUCAAAUAUCAUCUUGGUAUGAAUUAUGAACGACCAACACCAUCAGGCAAACGGGUGCAUCUUUCUUUGGUAGCCAAUCCAUCUCAUUUGGAAGCAGUGAAUCCUGUGGUACUUGGCAAGACAUGUGCAAUUCAAUAUCUUGAUAAGGGUGGCGAUCAAAACAAGGCUAUGGCAGUGCUUAUGCAUGGUGAUGCUGCUUUUGCUGGACAAGGUGUUGUAUAUGAAACCAUGGGAUUCUAUGAUUUACCUGCUUACUCGACAGGUGGUACUAUUCAUAUUAUAGUCAACAAUCAAAUAGGUUUUACAACAGAUCCAAUUUCAGGAAGGUCAACUCCUUAUUGUACCGACAUUGCGAAAUCUAUUGAUGCACCUAUUUUCCAUGUCAAUGGCAAUGAUGUAGAAGCUGUCACUUAUGUUAUGCAAUUGGCAUCUGAAUGGCGACAAACUUUCAACAAGGAUGUGGUUAUUGAUUUAGUAUGUUAUCGAAAACAUGGACACAAUGAAACAGAUCAACCUAGUUUUACUCAACCUCAAAUGUAUGAAGCUAUUGGAAAACAAGUUCCUGUGGUCAAACAAUACGAAGAAAAACUGGUCAAGGAAAACACAUUAUCACAAAAGGAAAUUGAUGAAAAUACAAAACGUGUUUGGUCUAUCUUGGAACAAAAUUUUGAAAAGAGCAAAACUCACAAACCUACUUCCAGUGAAUGGCAAUCAACUUCAUGGCCAGGAUGCAAAUCGCCCAAGGAAGUGGCUGAAGAAAUUUUACCGGGUCAAAUAACAGGUGUCAACAAGGAAGUACUUGAACACAUUGGAAAAGCAUUAACAACAUUACCUGAUGGAUUCCACGUUCAUCGUAGUCUGAAAAGAAUUCUACAAAAUCGUGACAAAUCUGUACAAGAAGGGAAUAAUAUUGACUGGGCUACAGCAGAAGCAUUAGCUUGGGGUAGUUUAUUGAUGGAGGGUCACCAUAUACGGAUGUCUGGACAAGAUGUGGAAAGAGGAACAUUUUCUCAAAGACAUUCGGUAGUUUUUGAUCAAAAAACGGGCACACCAUACAAUUCAUUGAAUCAUAUCUCUCCUGAACAAAAAAAACUCUCGAUUUCCAACUCUUCACUCUCAGAAUUUGGUGUCCUUGGCUUUGAACUUGGUUAUUCUUUGGUGGAUCCUAACACUUUGGUCAUGUGGGAAGCACAAUUCGGUGAUUUUGCUAAUAAUGCACAAUGUAUUGUGGAUCAAUUCAUAGCAGCUGGUGAACAAAAGUGGCUUCAACGUACUGGUUUAGUGAUGACUCUUCCACAUGGUUACGAUGGACAAGGACCAGAACAUUCAUCUGCUCGUAUUGAAAGAUAUUUAUUACUCUGUGACGAUUCUCCUUAUGUAUAUCCAUCCGACAUUGCCCUACAACGACAAAUUCAAGAUUGCAAUAUGCAAGUAGUAUAUCCUUCGACUCCUGCUCAAUAUUUCCAUGUAUUACGACGUCAAAUUCAUCGACCUUUUAGAAAACCGUUGAUCUUGCCGUUCUCCAAAUCACUUUUACGACAUCCUUUGGCGAAAUCAAGCCUAGAUGAAUUAACAGGCGAUACCAUAUUUCAAUCCUAUCUUCCCGAAGUACAUCCUGCUCAGCUUCAGAAGCCAGAAGAUAUCAAGAAACAUAUUUUGUGUACGGGCCAAGUAUAUUACAGUUUGUUAAAAGCUCGCGAAGAAAACAAAGUGACGGACAUUGCAAUUUCUCGUAUAGAACAAUUGAAUCCUUUUCCUUAUCAACAAGUCAAAGAACAUGUCGACAAAUACCCCAACGCUGAAAUCAUCUGGUUACAAGAAGAACCUAUGAAUGCAGGUGCCUGGCAACAUGUCCAGCCACGUAUUACCACUGCAUUAUCCCAAACUCAAUAUCAUACUGGCAAGCAACCUCAUUAUACUGGUCGUCCUCCAUCUGCUUCUGUGGCCACUGGAAAUAAGAAGAAACAUUUCCAAGAAGAAUACAACUUUCUCAGUCAUGCCUUGUUUGGUGAAUCCAUUCCUCCGAAUAAGAUUGUCUCUGGUGGCCCUGUGUGGUGAAAUAUUGAUUGAUACAUAUUUGUGAUGGUUGAUUUUCUUUUUAUCGUAGUUUAUAGAAGUUUAUUUUAUUUAUUUGGUCCAUCUUUACACUUUAUUACCUCGUUUUGAAAUAAAGUUAUGUCGAUAUUGAUGAAGUU